This is a messenger RNA of Sciurus carolinensis (gray squirrel), 1061 nucleotides long. It is a transcript of the gene Cimip6, whose product is annotated as chromosome 13 C2orf73 homolog. Lineage: Eukaryota; Metazoa; Chordata; Mammalia; Rodentia; Sciuridae. The record is from RefSeq and is a predicted model, not a curated record.
ACGCAAGAGUCACUGUUCGCGCUUUCUCGCGCUCCUUUCCUAGCAGGACUAUGUCCCUGUUCUUCUGGUAGAGGCUCCUCGCUGCCACGUGCCAGACCAUAGGCGCCUAUGGAGGGAAAGGAGGAAAAGCAGCAACAGCAUAAAAAUGAAGAUGAUGGCAUAGUAUGUAUAACUACAAAAAAAGAAGGAAUCACCCAAGGAAAACAACCUGAGAAAAGCAUACAACAUUCAAAACCGUGUGUCAGGAGAGGACGUGUAAUUUAUGCUAAAUUUAUUAACACAAAUGCAAGAACAUACUAUGAACCAGUUCCCUACAUAGAUCCCAAAAAAGGGACAGAAGAACAGAGUGACUGGUGGUCACAUGGUGAAGCACUGGAACAUGUCUUCCAACCAUCUUAUGAUACUAAGAGCACCCAGAGAAGUGACUUCCAAAAACCAACAGGUCCAUUGAUUUUGCCAGUCAAACACAGCAGGAUGCAAAAGCCUUCUUGUGGAAUAGUUCCACUUGCCUCUCCAGAUGCAUCAGCAGAGCUUCAAAACAAGUUUAAAGAAUACAUGUCUUUUAUACACCAAUAUGAUGCCAGGAAAACUCCCAAUGAGCCCAUCAGGGGAAAGAGACAUGGAACUUUUGUGCAGAGAGAGAUAAAACAAGGGAGUAGGCCAAUAGUUCCUAAGGGAACAGAGGUAUUCCUGAAUGCUCCGGGGUUGUGUUCAUCAGAACAGUCCGAAAAAACAGAGAAAGGAAAUCCAGCGGGAAGAAGAAUGAUCUCACCAGGUCUCUGCCAACAAAAUUCCCAAGAGCUGUUAGAGACUAAAACUCACUUAUCAGAAACAGACGUCAGACAGGCAGCCAAGGCAUGCCCCAGAAGCCCUGAGAGGGAGAAGGCUGCAGGCGUCUUUCACACAGCUAUGGGAUGUUCUCUUCUCACCAGGCCAAAACCUUUAAAUCCACCAAUAAAAAAUCAGGAUAAGUUGCCUUCUUUAGAUAAAACGUAAUCCCUGGAAUGUAAAGAAAUUUCAUAAUCAUCAUACAGGCCCUGGUGCUUGCUUUUUUUUUUUUU